CAGCACGACUGCACGCACGCCAAUUGACAGGCACAGCCAUGCUCCGCCCGGCUGCCUCGCCCUGGAGAAGUGUCGCGCACCGCGCUGGUGCUGCGACCGCGCGAAGAAGAUGCAUCAACAUCUCCGCGACGAACUCGUCUACCGAGCCUGCCCUCGACCAGCAGGUGAACAUGGAUGCUGCGGCAACACCAGUAGUCUCGCCUGAUGCUCACUUCGAGGUCAUUGGCACACCCUUCUCCCUCCUCUCCGUCUCCCUCUCCGCUUCGCAAACCCUCUUCACCCGCCGCGGUACCUUGAUCGGUCUGAACGGCAAGUCAGAGAACACAUUAUCGACCCUUUCUUUCCUCGAGCCGUUCAGGCGCGCGCCCGUCGGCAUUCCCUUCCUCUACCAGAAGAUUUCCUCCACCACACCAGUCACGGCCCUGGUCUCUACCAAGUCGCCCAUAUCUAGCAUUGUCACAGUCAACCUCGACGGCAGGCAAGACUGGGUCAUCAGCCAGAGACAGGCGCUGCUGGCAUGGACAGGUCACACCCUGAGCCUGAAGCCGCAGUACAACGUGAAGCUAGGUCUGGCGCAUUGGGGGAACACGUACAUCACAGGACGUGGACUGCUCGCGCUCGCAGGGAGUGGUCAGAUCUACCAGGUGCAGCUGAAGGCUGGCGAGAGCUAUGUUGCGCACCCAGCCAACGUUGUAGCGUACACAACAUCCGCAACACCGCCGAUGCCCUUCCGCUUCAAGUCGUCCAACUUCCGCUUCCAGGUCCCUGAUCUUGGUUUCGGGUCUUUCGUACAGAACGCCAAGUUCUUCAGGAUCAUGAGCCAGACAACGACAUGGCGCGCAGUCUCAACAACAUGGUACACCCUCAAGACAUGGAUGCGGCGAUCCAUUUGGGGCGACAGGUUAUUCCUCCGCUUCGAGGGCCCAACAACAAUGCUCCUCCAGUCUCGAGGCUCGCGUGUCAGUGAUGUUCUAACACUCAGGGAUAUCAACGAGAUCGCCGAGAGCCAGCCCGGCGCCGUGCAAGAUGCCGUCGGCCGCAAGAUCCAGGAGGAGAUCAAGCAGAUUGGCGCAGGUACAACCGCACCUGGGGUCCAGGACAGUUCAGUAGGCGCCGUGAAGUAUGCAACGAUCAGGAGUGGGAAGGCAGUUUUUGAAGGCCCCAAAACACCAGCAUCGUAAGAUGCUUUGUAUUAUAUGUAGAGCGUUUGGCAUGUCUCCUUAGGCAAGGAGCGUUGAACAAGCGAAAGAUCUACUCUCGCGUUUUCUUGGCUACAACCACGUUCACGGAUGGCUGUUCCAGUACGAACAUCCAAGCUUCAAAGCUCUAACAGAAAUUUGUUAAUAUUUCC
Molecule: messenger RNA, 1351 nt
Organism: Macroventuria anomochaeta
Lineage: Eukaryota; Fungi; Ascomycota; Dothideomycetes; Pleosporales; Didymellaceae
Exons: 4
Coding region: 39-1181 (380 amino acids)
Biological process (GO): inner mitochondrial membrane organization
Cellular component (GO): mitochondrial inner membrane
Source: RefSeq, a predicted model, not a curated record